AUGGAAAAACCUUUAGAGAAAGAUAUUUGGUCUUGGAAUGAGCUUGUGCACUCUAAAAAGUUUGAGUAAGAGUAUAUGAAUAAAUCAGAGAUAUUUAUUCAGAAGGUGUUUAUUUGUAAUGGAUUAUUUCCUAAAGGAUGUAGAUGAGUAGAAAUGAUAUUUAUAAAUUAGAUCCUAAGAAGAUAUUUGCUCUUUCAGUUACCCAAUUUGAUGUCACUACUGGAAGUUAACUAAUGCUAAAUAGAAUUUUUAGAUUAAAAGUUAUUCUGUUUAUAAGGUAUCAUUUUAUGUUUUUCAUUUUAGUAUAAAAAGAGAAAUAUGUAAUUUAUAGAAUUGA
This is a messenger RNA of Paramecium pentaurelia, 337 nucleotides long. The record is from the annotation of a GenBank genome assembly. Lineage: Eukaryota; Ciliophora; Oligohymenophorea; Peniculida; Parameciidae.